Messenger RNA from Parnassius apollo (apollo), 1131 nucleotides. The record is from the annotation of a GenBank genome assembly. NCBI's taxonomy places the organism in Eukaryota, Metazoa, Arthropoda, Insecta, Lepidoptera, Papilionidae.
AUGGAAAAAAGCAUAGAUAAAAUUAUUGAAAAAGUGUCGGAGUACGAAAAUAAACUUGAAAAUACCAGUGUGACGACAGAAUCAAAUAAUUCAAAAUUAAAAUAUAUAUUGCGAUGGACAUCAUCUAAAAAUGUACCGUUUGUGUAUAUGGGUGAAGGACAAAAUGGGUUUAUUGAAAGAAAUUGUCCAUAUACGAACUGCUUCGUUACUGGAGACAGAAAUUAUCUUGGUGACUAUACGAAAUUUGACGUCAUUGCCUUCUCUGGGCCAGAAGUUGUGCGUAUGAAUAAAAAUAGUUUGCCCAUCAAAAGGUCUCCACAUCAAAAGUUUGCAUUUGCGACUAUUGAAUCAGCUGAUAACUACCCGGUCUGUUCAAAUAAAUUGGAUGGUUUUUUUAACUGGACGUGGACAUAUAAAUUGGAUUCCGAAGCAAAAUGGGGAUACGUUGUUGUUCGUGAUGCAGAAAAGAAAUUAAUAGGUCCUAAGACUGUAAUGCAUUGGAUGAAAUUAGAAGAAAUGAAUCCUGUUAGUGAUGAGUUGAAAAAACAGCUUAGUAAAAAGUCGAAAGCGGCGGCUUGGUUCGUUUCGAACUGUUAUUCAAGGAGUGGUCGUGAAAAGUUCGUUAGAGACUUGCAACAGCAACUAAAAAAAUAUGAUUUAAAUGUAGAUGUUUAUGGUAAGUGCGGACCAUUAAAGUGUGAACGGGACAAAGAUGACGAAUGUAACAAGAUGAUUGAAAAUGAUUAUUACUUUUAUUUAUCAUUUGAAAAUUCAUUUAGUGAAGAUUAUGUCACUGAAAAGUUAUUACACGCAUUGAAACAUAAAGCUAUACCAAUUGUUUAUGGUGGGGCUAACUAUACAAGGUUUAUGCCUGAUGGAAUUUACCUCAAUGCACGAGAUCUUGGUCCACAAAAGUUAGCAGAAAAAAUGAAUGAGUUAAUUAAUGAUCCAGAAAAGUAUGCGGAAUACUUUAGAUGGAAAGAUCAUUAUUCAUAUUAUAGGAGGUUCGAGAGCUUAGAGACAGAUGACUAUUGUAGAUUUUGUUCUAUUCUUAAUGAGGAGGAUUUAGUGAAAAAGACUACUAUAUAUGAAAAUUUCAGACAAUGGUGGGAUCCUCCAAAUAGGUGUUGA